This is a messenger RNA of Penicillium coprophilum, 483 nucleotides long. RefSeq lists its product as uncharacterized. The transcript is spliced from 2 exons. Lineage: Eukaryota; Fungi; Ascomycota; Eurotiomycetes; Eurotiales; Aspergillaceae. The record is from RefSeq and is a predicted model, not a curated record. The coding region runs from base 1 to 483 and encodes 160 amino acids.
AUGCCAGAACCGGGUUUGGGAAAGGCAGACGAGCUUGAGGUUAUCGAGGCAUUUGAGGCCACUGAAGUACUCGAGACCGUUGAAGAACUUGACCUCACACUGGCAUUGCUAGAACCAUACGAUGUGCCAGAGCCAGGUCUGGGCAAGGUAGAUGAGCUUGAGGUUACCGAAGCGUUUGAGAUCGUCGAAGAAGCUGGUGUCACAUUGGACAUUCUGGAAGGCACAGCAGUUCCUUUGCCUGACUGUGGCGAAGACUUGCGGGAGCCAUGUUCGGGCAUGGUAGACGCUCUUGAGCUGAUCGAAGAGCUUGAGGUCCUUGAAGAACUUGAUUCCACGUCAACAUUGCUGGAAGACAAAGUGGAUUUAGAAAAUCCAGAUGGAAUGGCCGAGAGAAUCGUAGAAGAAUAUGCGGAUGAUAAUAGCCGCGAAUCAGAUUCCCUGAAUGCUGAUGUCUUGGUCCUGUGCCUAAUAUGCGUAGAUUGA